AUGGCAGCCAACGUCCUGGAAGAAGACUCAAUGGAGCAGGACAUCGAGAGCCCUGUCACUAUCCACCAACCAAAGUUGCCCAAACAAGCGAGAGAGGAUCUGCCAAAAAACAUCAGCAAAGAAUGUGCCAAGAGAAAAAUCCAGAGGUACGUUCGGAAAGAUGGGAAAUGCAACGUCCACCACGGGAAUGUCAGAGAGACUUACCGGUACUUGACUGACAUCUUCACCACCCUGGUGGAUCUCAAGUGGAGGUUCAACCUGUUGAUCUUUGUCAUGGUUUACACGGUGACCUGGCUCUUCUUCGGCAUGAUCUGGUGGCUCAUUGCCUACAUGCGAGGGGACAUGGAUCACAUAGGGGACAGCACGUGGACCCCCUGCGUCAGCAACCUCAAUGGGUUUGUCUCAGCCUUUUUAUUCUCAAUCGAGACCGAAACCACCAUUGGGUACGGUUACCGGGUCAUCACGGACAAGUGUCCCGAGGGAAUUAUCCUGCUUUUAGUGCAGUCUGUCCUAGGUUCUAUCGUCAACGCCUUCAUGGUUGGCUGCAUGUUUGUGAAAAUAUCCCAACCCAAGAAGAGGGCAGAAACCUUGGUUUUUUCUACAAACGCAGUCAUUUCCAUGCGGGAUGGAAAGCUGUGUCUGAUGUUCCGAGUAGGAGACCUUAGGAAUUCACACAUUGUAGAGGCAUCAAUACGAGCCAAGUUGAUCAAAUCCAAACAGACAAAGGAGGGGGAAUUUAUACCACUCAACCAGACAGAUAUCAACGUAGGUUAUUACACAGGGGAUGAUCGUCUCUUUUUGGUUUCACCACUGAUCAUCAGCCAUGAGAUUAACCAGCAGAGUCCUUUCUGGGAGAUAUCCAAAGCCCAGUUGCCCAAAGAGGAGCUAGAAAUUGUUGUAAUCCUAGAAGGAAUGGUGGAGGCAACAGGGAUGACCUGCCAGGCUCGCAGCUCCUACAUCACGAGCGAGAUCCUCUGGGGCUACCGCUUCACCCCCGUCCUCACGCUGGAGGACGGCUUUUAUGAGGUUGACUACAACAGUUUUCAUGAAACCUACGAGACCAACACCCCCGUUUACAGUGCCAAAGAGCUGGCAGAGAUGGCCAGCCGAGCAGAACUGCCCCUGACCUGGUCUGUUUCCAGCAAGCUGGACCAACACGCCGAGCUGGAAACGGAGGAGGAGGAGAAGAACCAAGAAGACCAAAACGAAAGAAACGGAGACGUGGCCAACUUGGAGAAUGAGUCCAAAGUGUAG
Messenger RNA from Poecile atricapillus (Black-capped chickadee), 1254 nucleotides. It is a transcript of the gene KCNJ6, whose product is annotated as potassium inwardly rectifying channel subfamily J member 6. The coding region runs from base 1 to 1254 and encodes 417 amino acids. Gene Ontology annotation, molecular function: G-protein activated inward rectifier potassium channel activity. The record is from RefSeq and is a predicted model, not a curated record. Gene Ontology annotation, cellular component: plasma membrane. The transcript has 2 exons. Gene Ontology annotation, biological process: potassium ion import across plasma membrane; regulation of monoatomic ion transmembrane transport. NCBI's taxonomy places the organism in Eukaryota, Metazoa, Chordata, Aves, Passeriformes, Paridae.